CUUGAUAUUAUAAAUACUAUGGGAAUUCUGCACCAUCAAUUUCAAUGGUUAAGAAGUGGUUUACUGAGUUCCGUUGUGGUCGUACCAGCACAAGUGACGCCGAACGUUCAGGUCGCCCAAAAGAGGUCAUCACGCCAGAAAUCGUCGAUAAAAUUCAUGGAAUAAUAUUGGACGAUCUGAGAAUGAAAGUAUGUGAGGUGGCUGAGGCUGCAGGCAUCUCAACUGAGCGGGUACAUCACAUUUUACAUGAAUAUUUGGAUAUGAAAAAACUAUCCGCGAGAUGGGUGCCGCGAUUGCUCACACUCGACCAUAACCAUACACCACAACCGUGUGACCACUUCAAAAGAGUGUUUGGCGAUGUUCAGCCGCAAUCCGAACGAGUUUUUGCGCCGUUUUGUAACCGUGGACGAAACAUGGAUCUAUCACAAUACACCAGAGACCAAGGAACAAUCAAAACAGUAGGUUUCACCGGGUGAACGUGCACCAAAGAAGACCAAGGUGGGUCUGUCAGCCAACAAGGUCAUGGCCACAAUUUUUUGGGAUGCACGCGAUGUCAUUCACAUCGAUUAC
Molecule: messenger RNA, 570 nt
Organism: Odontomachus brunneus
Lineage: Eukaryota; Metazoa; Arthropoda; Insecta; Hymenoptera; Formicidae
Exons: 1
Coding region: 45-476 (143 amino acids)
Source: RefSeq, a predicted model, not a curated record